Nematolebias whitei (Rio pearlfish) is the source of this 3166-nucleotide messenger RNA. RefSeq names its product potassium voltage-gated channel, KQT-like subfamily, member 5a (gene kcnq5a). Gene Ontology annotation, molecular function: voltage-gated potassium channel activity. Gene Ontology annotation, biological process: transmembrane transport; potassium ion transport. NCBI's taxonomy places the organism in Eukaryota, Metazoa, Chordata, Actinopteri, Cyprinodontiformes, Rivulidae. The record is from RefSeq and is a predicted model, not a curated record. The transcript is spliced from 17 exons. Gene Ontology annotation, cellular component: membrane. Bases 1 to 3090 code for a protein of 1029 amino acids.
AUGCAGACUUUCUGCAAGUUCAUUGACAAAUCUGAUGUUUCACUCAGUGAGCAGUUUGCUGCAGAACUCGGAGCAGGAGCUCCCCUGCCUUCACCUCAGGCUGUGAAGUGUCACGCCUUGGACUCCUGGAAGAGCGCCCGGCUUCAUGUGGAUGAGGCGCACUCCACGCUCCUCGCGCUGGAGACGCGCGGUGUCAACAGUCACACCGACGAGAGCGGCGGCUCCGGGCUCUGGGUGAAGACCCCCACCCGCAGCGGUGCUGGUGGGAGCCGGGUUCAGGACUACCCGCUGAAGGAUGUGGAGUGUGGACGGAGGGCGAUGAAUAACAACGCGGUGCGCGUCGGGGACGGUCUCGUGUCCUCAGGCGCGGACCGGAACCACAACGGCGCGCGGCUCAGCCUGCUGGGGAAGCCGCUGACCUACAGCUCUCAGAGCGGCCGCAGGAACGCGCGCUACCGCAAGCUCCAGAAUUACCUCUACAACGUGCUGGAAAGACCCAGAGAGUGGGCUUUUGUCUACCACGCCUUUGUUUUCAUCCUGGUGUUUGGAUGUUUGGUUCUGUCUGUGUUUUCUACCAUUCCCGCUUACCAGGAUGUCUCCUCGUACUGCCUGCUCAUCCUGGAGUUUGUGAUGAUUGUCAUGUUUGGCCUUGAGUACAUCAUAAGGAUAUGGAGCGCUGGCUGCUGCUGUCGAUAUCGAGGUUGGCAGGGACGCCUCCGCUUUGCCAGGAAACCCUUCUGUGUCAUAGACAUCAUCGUGCUUAUCGCCUCGGUUGCUGUGCUUUCAGCCGGUAGCCAGGGUAACGUCUUUGCCACUUCUGCGCUGCGCAGCCUUCGUUUCCUUCAGAUCCUGCGAAUGGUGCGCAUGGACCGGAGGGGAGGAACCUGGAAGCUGCUGGGAUCUGUAGUUUAUGCACAUAGUAAGGAGCUGGUGACUGCUUGGUAUAUUGGGUUCCUGGUGCUCAUUUUCUCCUCUUUCUUGGUCUAUCUGGUGGAGAAAGAAUUCAACAAGGAGUUUGACACGUAUGCUGAUGCUCUGUGGUGGGGCACGAUCACCCUCACAACGAUCGGUUAUGGUGAUAAAACCCCACAGACGUGGACGGGGAGGUUGUUAUCAGCCUGUUUCGCUCUGCUUGGAAUCUCCUUCUUUGCUUUGCCUGCUGGCAUCCUGGGCUCAGGUUUUGCCCUGAAGGUGCAGGAGCAGCAUCGCCAGAAGCACUUUGAAAAGAGAAGGAACCCAGCUGCCAGCUUGAUCCAGUGUGUCUGGCGUAGUUAUGCUGCUGAUGAGAACUCAGUUUCCAUUGCAACCUGGAAGCCUCAUUUAAAGGCGUUGCAUACCUGCAGCCCCGCCAAGAAAGAGCAGGGAGAGACUACAUACAGUAAGGCUCAAAAUAAUGGGAGUCUCUUCAGAAAGUAUUCUUGGAAAUAUAGGAGUCAGAAGUUGAGCUUUAAGGAGCGGGUCCGGAUGGCGAGUCCUCGAGGUCAGAGCAUGAAGAGCAGGCAGACGUCCAUCAACGACCGCCAGCGCUGUUCCCCUGGCAACGAGGUGGUGGGCAGCAGCGAGCUGAUAAGUGGGAGCCCCGCCAAAGUACAGAAGAGCUGGAGCUUCAACGACCGGACCCGGUUUAGGCCAUCGCUGAGGCUGAAGAGUCAAACUCGCACCGCUGCUCCAGAUGUGGACGCAGGCAUGACCACAGACGAUUCCUUUGAUGAGAAAGGCUGCCAUUGUGACGUGACGGUGGAAGAUCUUUCGGCGCCACUAAAGGCUGUCAUCAGAGCCGUCAGGAUUAUGAAAUUCCAUGUGGCUAAGAAGAAGUUCAAGGAGACGUUACGCCCGUAUGAUGUGAAGGACGUCAUCGAGCAGUACUCAGCAGGACACCUAGACAUGCUCUGUCGCAUUAAAAGCCUUCAAACCAGGGUGGAUCAGAUUCUGGGCAAAGGACAGAUUCCUGUGGAUAAGAAGCCGAGAGACAAACUGCACCCAGACGGAGACUCACUGGACAGCAUGAGCAUGCUAGGACGUGUGUGCAAAGUGGAAAGACAGGUGACCUCCAUUGAGUCCAAGUUGGACACUUUGCUAGAUGUUUACCGCCAAGUCCUGAAGAAAGGCCCAUCGGCGCUCGCCCUCUCCUCACUGCCACUUUUUGAGCUGGACAACCACCAGCACCACAACUUGGAAUACCCCAACUCCCCCCAGGGAAGCGAUAUGCUCAGAAGUCGAGGAGACAACAGCAGUGGGAUUCACCGUUCCCACUGCGCCAACCCAAGAGGCCUGCGGCUCAUUUUAGCACCGGCUGAUGACGACGGCCCUCCAGACUCAGCACCGCCAUCCUACCCUCCAUCCACUGCAUCCCUCUCCCCUUCUCCCCUGCUGCCCCCAGAUAGUCCCUACCCAACCUUAGUCACCCCUUCCAAAAAGGCUAAUUUCCCUGAUCUGGCUCCUCCGCCACCCUCAUCAGGGAGCUUUACCCUUCAGCUCCCUCCCAUGAUGCACCCCUCUCACCUCCAAUGCCCAGCUGACCCUGUCUCAGAUGAUAUGACAGAUGGAGUAAGAGGGGAUGAGCAGAGUCUGGGCCCGUCUGUCAUUGUGGGGUGUGGAGUCGAUGAUGAUCUCGAAGGGGACAGUGAGGCGGGCUCUGCGCAGAGAAGGGCGCAACUGCGGAAGAAGCCUGGCCUGAAAUCUGAGGGAGUCUGGAGGAGGCAUUUGAGCCUGGAAGUUAACCCCUUGCUGCUUCUCUCAUCUAGCCCAGAGGGGACGCCUUCAGACUGGGGAGGCAAUCUUGGGAAAUCCCUCUCUGUGCAUAAUCUCAACCAGCCUUUAACCAGUCGUGCGUCUGCUCUUUCCUCUGCAUUCAACAACAGCAGCAGCAGCAACGACAGCGACGGACAUAGAGACCUCAGCAACUGGGACGGAGCAGACCUCUUCAUCAGUGAGUGCAAGCUGAAGCCAGCAGCAGAACACUACAACAUCCUGUCCCAGGGACCCGACAGCAGCCACUCUGACAUUUUACAGGCCGUGGAGGAGGUGGUACCUCACUCAAAGGGGAACUCAGAGUUCCUCGGUCAGUCCUCACACUUACAGCUGGUGUAAGCACACUCACUGACAAACCCACACAACUUGCAGGCUGCAUGUGCACCGCUGCAGCCGACUGCUUUGUCAAAGAUCA